Neodiprion fabricii is the source of this 4797-nucleotide messenger RNA. Its product is annotated as large proline-rich protein BAG6. The record is from RefSeq and is a predicted model, not a curated record. The transcript has 20 exons. Gene Ontology annotation, cellular component: BAT3 complex. Bases 151 to 4044 code for a protein of 1297 amino acids. NCBI's taxonomy places the organism in Eukaryota, Metazoa, Arthropoda, Insecta, Hymenoptera, Diprionidae. Gene Ontology annotation, molecular function: polyubiquitin modification-dependent protein binding; misfolded protein binding.
AUAAAAAAAAAUUGGUAGGUGUUUUGACAAUAGAACGUCGGUCUUGCGGGAUUAUAACCGUCCGUUAGCAGAAGGUAUCUUCAUUUAUGGUAUCGUAUCAUAAAUUACAGUGUCUGUAGCUGGCCAAGCCCGUUGAUAAGGAAUAAAACUAUGAUUGACCUCACAGUGAAAACACUCGAUUCUCGAAAUCACAACUUUUCCCUUGAGGAUAAUGUCACAGUACGACAAUUCAAAGAACAGAUAGCUGAAUCUGUAGCAGUGCCAGCAGAUUCGCAGCGGUUGAUUUACUGCGGUCGAGUGUUGCAGGAUGAAAAGAAGCUUGUUGAUUAUGAUGUCCAUGGAAAAGUUAUUCACUUGGUGCAACGAGCACCACCGCAAUCAAGUCAUCGAGGUAACAGUACUGGACUAGGCCAAGAUCAGGGGCAAAGUCAUGGACAGGGACAAGGACAAGUCGGUAAUUCCCACAGACAACCAUUCUUUCGUCAUGCUCGUGGACAAGUACACUUUCCUGGAAUUGACGGGAAUGCGAUGUACUUGGGAGCUAUGUCAUUUCCAGGUGAUGCCGAAGGUCAAGCCAAUCCUAGGGGUCAGCCAUGCACCAGAGAGACUGUUUUAUUCUCAGUUGCCCAGAAAAUGUUGGGGCAAGCUGGUUCUACAAUGCGCCAACUCGAUCAGCUAUCCUCCCAAUCUAAUACGAAUCAAAAUUCUGCAUCGACAUCUUCUCAAGAACCCCAACAAGAACAAAGACUAGAACAAGAACAGAGCCAGGAAGAAAGACAGGACCAGCACCAAGAACCGGAACUGGAACUGGAACAGGAACAGGAACCAGAACAGGAACUUGAACCGGAUAAUGAAUUUGAACAUGACCAUGAUGAGGGCAGUUUUGAGAUUGAAGGAGGAACUACUGGUGGAGGUGGUCUUGCUCAGGCAGCAUCUGCUGCCAUAAACGCUGCUCUCUCUGCUGCAGGACUUUCCACAGCAGCACUUAGCAGUCUGACUCUUCUUGGAGGCCAAAGUGACGGUUCCAAUCCUACAGUCAUACAUGCUCACAUACAAAGGAAUAACGCAGAACUUGGGGAAUCAACAACAGCAUCUAAUUCAAACGACAUUAGUCAAUCUGAACAUUCACAGUCAGUGGAACCGCAACAACCAACAUCAUCCCAACCUCAGGGUCAAGAAGAUGUACAGCAGCAGCAGCAACAGAGUACUCCAGCAGAUUCUCCUAAUGUUCAUAGUGAACGUCGCCAACAUUCAGAAAUCGCUGGCAGUCCAAGGAAUCAAUUGAUACGAUUAAUAUCAGCAAUAUCACAUUCACAUGAUCGUCUCCGACCAUACUUGCAGCGCUACCAGAGUAUAUUGGCCAGUAAUUUCUCAGAGAGAACAGCCGAAGAGAAUCGUGAAGUCCAGCGUAUUGCUGAUGGUGUUAGUGAAAGCUUGCACUAUUUAGCUCACGCAGCUCAUGCGUUAAGCGAUGUUAUUGUAGAUGUGAGUCAGCCACCUCCUGCAAAUAUACGUUAUAGACCACUACUUGUUCAGCACUCCGCCUUACUGCAAGCAGGAAUACCGAUACAAGUUGAGGCACAUAUAAGCUUACAUGGGCGUAAUCAAAACAUGAAUAACAAUAAUGAAAACGGAACUACCCCCACACCAUCUGCUGAUGGAGCUCCCGCAAGUGUUGAUUCAGGGGAAAAUGGAGCAUCGACCAAUGAAACUGAAGGCAAUCAAAAUACACUACAACAAUCAGAGACUACUAACAGGCAAGAACAGCAGCAGCAGCAACCACAACCACCACAACAACAACAACAACAACAGCAGCAGCAUCAACAGCAACAGCAACAACAACAAACUUUUGGAACUAUGUUUAACGUCCCCCAUAAUGUUGAAGUAUUGAUGGAAAUGGGUCCGGAAGUUGGUGGUAGCGAACAAGCUCAACAAAGUCUUAGGAAUAGAAAUAAUAACAAUAAUGGGAAUCCAGGUGGAAUUAAUGCAGGUAUAUUUCCAUGGGGAGUUUCACCACCUCCUGAAUUUAUGCGCAGUCUAAUGCAAGCAGUCGUAGGUCAAAUGGCAAGAGGUGUUGCAACAGCCACAACCGUAAAUGCAGCUACUCCACCAACAGGGGAAUCAGCCUCAAAUGCUGACGGAACGUCAACCACUGUUCCACCUGCUACAGUCGAAGGUUCUAAUUCAAACCCUGCACAAAGCACACAAGCAAGGGGGAACACUGGUACGCAUCCAACAACAUCAACGCAAACCCGAAGCACUCCACGUCCCCAUGUUUUCCACUCCAAUACCCACCAAUUUGGAUUGGGCAUGCGGCAAGGACGUAGCUUUGAUCCAUUGCUACCUUGCAAUUCGCAUCACGUGCGACGGAAUCUUCCAACUGCUGCUCGUCCCAAUGCUACUGCUGGUCAAAGGCAGCAAGCUAAUCAGACUUUGGCUGCUACAAGUCAAAGUCAAAAUGCGCCUUGGUCCGCAUCUGUGAAUACCACUACACCUACACGAGAAACUAGCAGUACUGAUACUAGAAAUGCGACACCUGCACCGCAAUCACAAACUAACAGCAUGCUGCUUGGUAAUCUUUUGACUCGAUUUUUCAGUGGAGCAGGUGGUCAAUCUGGACAAAUUCAAACAGGACCAGGGGGAUGGAUGCAACUGUUUACUGAAGAAAUUCCAAAUGUCCAGGGUUUGCUGGCCAACAGCUCCAAUCAAGCCGGAAGUGGGAUGACGUUGAUGGAUUUACUAGAGAAUACUCCUGGCCUUGGUGUAUCCACAAAUAUUGGGAUUAUCGGACCGUUGAGAACGGACCGAGCACCUCAGGGAGAAGAUCUACUCUUUGAACUUGUUGUAACACUGGUUCAGAACAUAACACUAGAAGGAUGGGAAGCUCUGCGAACAGGUCACUGGGAGCCUUUGGCCGGUGUUAGGCGUCCUGUACGCGAAUUUUUCCAAAACUUCUUUGGAUCAACUUCCUUAUCAGGAUCUGAGGAACGAGUUGUUGAUCGUCUGAUUAUCGAGCUGCAGCCAACUCUAAACCAAUUACUUAUAGAGGAUACAAAUGCGAGAGAUGGGCCCGAAAUGAGAGUAGACAUCCCAGCAACGAUUGAAAGUCUGCUAAGACGACAUUUCUUGAAUAUACUGCGUCUGUUAUUUGAAAACGAUGUUGACGAUACCCGGUUUGCGCAAGGACUUAUGGCGAGUAUAAAGACUUUGCAAACAGAAGCGUGUUCUGUUCUUCAAUAUUCUUUCCGCGGAAGACAACUUCGAAUAGAAACGGUUACCCAACGUGUUAUUACAAGACUGACUGAGGGCGUUGAACCUUCUAUACGUCAGUGGAUUGUUAAUAGCUGCGUUUUACAUGUUUGUUCAUACUUGGCUCGUAUGACCCAACUACCUGACAAUGAAGUGGUGCCUCUGCUCGUGCUUAGGAACACACCUGGACCUAUUCCUACACCCGCACCAGUAGUUCAGCAACGCACAGUUCCGCCAACUCAGCCAGAGCCAGAGCCAAUGGAAACUGACCCGGUAGAGGAGAGAGUUGAAGCAGAAUCUCUGGGUGCAGAAGGGGAUGAAACAUUCCCUGGUCAUGAAGCAGUACCUUCUGAUUGGGUUCCGAUCAUUGCACGUGACGGAAUAAGACAGCGUCGUCAAUUGCAAGUUCAAAUGCAAAGCCAGGGAAUGGCAGGAAGCGGUGUAGGUGGGUUUAGUGAUGCUUAUCUAGGCGGGAUGCCCAGUAAACGGCGCAAGCUAAUUGAGCAACAGAAACCAAGGAUACUUUUAAGUCCUACUCCAAAUCACUCUGUUGUAUCGAUAUCAAUGGAGCGUCUGGUAAGGGACAGCGUAGUACGAGCAGGAAUUGAGGAAGUUGAUGGUGCAGCAGCUGCUGUGGCGACGGAUGCUGGUGUUCGACGAGCGUUUGGACAGGCAAUAAGAGGCUGUUUGCAUCAACAUCCUCAAAGACAAACAACGCCAGAUUUUCCGGACCCUCUGCGAUUCCCAAAUGCGACGAAAUAUUUUGCGAAACACGAUGAAACUACAGAAAAAUAAACUUACGCACAUUAAGAUUUAUAAGCUAACAUAUUAUAAGUGUAACCACUAUAAUUAUUAUUACUAUCAUUACCACCAACACAUUGUUACUCUUAUCAUUGAAUUGCUACUAAUAUUGCCCACCAUCAUAAAUGAUGAUUAUUGUGUUAUUUGUAGUACAAUCUAAAUCAUAUUACUUUUGUUACAAUAUGUAAUAAUUAUUAAUAUCAUUGCAUACAAUAAUAAUUAGUAUUGAAUUGUGAUUAUCUUUUUGGCAUUAAUGUACACUUUUGAGCCAAUCCUGAAAGGUGUGUUUAUCAUGCAGGUAGUAUCUUACACACUGCAUUUACUUCCGUUGUGUCAACAGAGUUCAAGCCAUUUCAACAGUAUGGGCAUACUAUAGAACAAAAAUAAACUAACACUAACAAUAGUAGCUUAGACCGCUGUAAGCAUCGUUCCCAGUAGAUACUUCUACACCACGCGAUCAUCGGAACGCAAUCUAAAGUCUUGAAUAGUUGUAAAUGUUUAAAUUCCCUAAAAAAAUUGUACAUUUGUACCACAUUUGGCGUUAAAACCGGAUCGGAAUUUACUGGGAACUGACCACUUUGGUCAUGACAUAUGGUGGCCAAAAAAGAAACCAGUUUCAGUGUGCAUCUGGAUAAAUUAUAAAGAUGUGACAUUCAUUAAAUGAAAUAAAACGGUGAAUUAAAUUUUUUUUAACAAAUCAGCAGUGAUUGUAAAUAAACUGAUAAAUUUUUUGUUUCAAACAGUCAA